This is a messenger RNA of Archocentrus centrarchus (flier cichlid), 606 nucleotides long. It is a transcript of the gene plac8l1, whose product is annotated as PLAC8 like 1. NCBI's taxonomy places the organism in Eukaryota, Metazoa, Chordata, Actinopteri, Cichliformes, Cichlidae. Bases 103 to 606 code for a protein of 167 amino acids. The record is from RefSeq and is a predicted model, not a curated record. The transcript is spliced from 5 exons.
CUCCACCCCCUCCUCCACCUCCUCAUUCCUGCUGACUCCCUGCUCACUGUCCUCUCUCGCCUCCUCGUCAUACCCCUGUCUGGAUGCCAGUAACUGCUAGUUAUGGAGGAUACAACAGUCACACAGGAUACCGAACUGUCAGUCAUCGCACCCUCAGCAUCAGCAUUUCAGGAAGAAGAAGGGGAAGAAGUGGGGGGGCUCACAACAGCCUCAGCGUUAGCAUUUGAAGAUGAGGAAGUUGAAGGGUUCGCCACAGGAAGUGAAGAUAACUGGGGGUCAAACAAAGUGCGUGCAGCAAUGGACCCAGUACUGACACAGCCCGGCCUUGGUGUCACCAAAACCACCAUCACCACCAUCACGCAGACGGGAGGGGACUGGAGCACUGGCCUAUUUGAUGUCUGCGGAGACAAGAUGACAUGUGUUCUCGGGGCUCUUGUGCCGUGUUGUUUGGACCUGAGUUUAGCUCACCAGUACGGGGAGUGUCUGUGCAUGCCUCUCCUACCAGGAUCCACUUUUGCCAUACGAGUUGGGAUCAGAGAGCGCUACAAGAUACGGGUACGCUCCGUCUGGUGGUGUUCUAUUUUCUGUUUUGCGCUUGGCCGCUAA